AUGGCACCACUUACGCCCCAUUGGACUCAGCCGUCCCACCCGGAAAUUCAGGAGGUCGUCAAGGCCAGUGAGACUGAGUUCCUCACAAAGAGCUUCUCCAAGGUCGCUCUGCCGCCCUUCGCCGUCUUCGCAAAGAUGUCGUUCCCGCCAUGCGACAUGGCCGAUGAACCCACAUAUGCCACCGUCCAGUGCGGCAAGGACAAGCACCUUAACCUCAACAGCGAUCUUCUCUACAUCAACCACUCAUGUGAACCGUCUCUUAUCUUUGACACGGGCAACUUCAACGUCCUGGCUGGCCCGAAAGGACUCCAGCCCGGUGACGAACUGACUUUCUUCUACCCCUCGACCGAGUGGCACAUGGCGCAGCCCUUUGAUUGCUUCUGCAGCACCCCCACAUGCCGCGGAAGGAUCGCCGGUGCACGCGACAUGCCCCGUGCUCAGCUCGAGGGACUCUGGCUCAACGGCCACAUCCGGGAGCUCCUUGAGGAGCGUGACGCGGGUCGAUCUGAGAACGACGACCCAACUGCCCGGGCGCUGAGAGACGCGCUAAAGGCCGCCGAGCGCGUCGUCGAGGCAGCUCGCUCCGCCCUCAGGACCUACACCGAGUCUUCAUCCGCCGGCGGCAGCGGCCAGCACCAGCUGUCGCAGUCCAUCAAGAACGGCGUCAACGGCGGCAAGGUCAAUGGCAGCCGGAACGGCGCUAGUGCCAGGGAGCUUGGAGGCGAGAUGGGCGGUGACACGAUCCGUCCUGCCUAG
This is a messenger RNA of Colletotrichum truncatum, 756 nucleotides long. RefSeq names its product galactose-proton symport. Lineage: Eukaryota; Fungi; Ascomycota; Sordariomycetes; Glomerellales; Glomerellaceae. The record is from RefSeq and is a predicted model, not a curated record.